Molecule: messenger RNA, 716 nt
Organism: Aethina tumida (small hive beetle)
Lineage: Eukaryota; Metazoa; Arthropoda; Insecta; Coleoptera; Nitidulidae
Gene: Chchd3
Product: MICOS complex subunit mic25-b
Exons: 3
Coding region: 98-622 (174 amino acids)
Biological process (GO): inner mitochondrial membrane organization
Cellular component (GO): MICOS complex
Source: RefSeq, a predicted model, not a curated record
CCGUCUGUCAUCUGUCACGUUGAUAAUGGCCAAGUGAUUGAAAUACUGAAAAUUUACCAAUUUCUUCUAUAAGCCACCAAAAUACUGAAACUCAAGAAUGGGAGGAGGUCCGAGCAAAACGAGAAAAUUAUCGGUCGAAAAUGACGACCCUACAAGUGUCAUAAGAGUAUCCGAAGACGUCGUUGACAGAAUACGAGGAGGUCAAUUGAAGGAACCACAAGCUCCCCAACCAAGUACUUGGCAAGAAAAUGUACCACAAGCAGCUGCAACCCCAAUUUAUAUGUGUGAACCAAGUGUAACCUCAGUCCAACUCAAAAGUGAACAUUUAGAGAACCUGAAGAAAAACGACUUUUACUGGGCGCAAAGGCUGAAGAAACUGCAUGACUCUCACAAGGCUAUUGAUGGAGUAUUAGAAGAGGAGUUCAACAAAGCUUCUAAGAUUCUAGGAGAUCCAAAGAAAAAAGUAUUUACAGAACUACCAUGUGCUGAAGCCAGAGAAGCAGUUUUAAAAUGCUAUAAAGAAAAUGCAUGCACACCAAUGCAGUGUUCACAAGUAGUCAAAGAUUUCCAAAAAUGCGUUGAUAAGAAGAGAAUCAGUAUGCUUGCAGAGAAAAAGGGAUAAGUGGCACCAGCAAUCCCAUCCCAUGAAGUACUAGUAAUUAUUUGAGUUUCAACUGUAUAUAUAUUUAAAUAAAAAGAAUGUUGGAUAAAUGGAA